AUGAAGAACUUGCUGUUUUUGUUCGGCUUGGUUGCGCUUACGAGUGCUGUCAACAACUCUGAAUAUUAUGAAAAACUGGGCGUGGAUAAAUCGGCGACUAGCAAGGAGAUCAGAAAGGCAUUCAAGAAGCUGGCACUUACGAUGCACCCGGACAAGUCAGACGACCCGGACGCGCAUGAAAAAUUCAUGGAACUGAAUAAAAUUUACGAGGUUCUAAAAGACGAUGAAACGAGAAAGAAGUACGAUCGUUGGGGCGAAAAAGGUUUGGAAGAAGGAUUCGGCGGAAAUCGCUAUGAAUCCUGGAGCUUUUUCCAAGAAGAAUUCGGACUCUACGAUGACGACCAGGAAGUACAUGUGUUUGAUGCUGUCGAGCUGCAGGCAGCGAUGGCGUCAGAUGAUGUCUGGAUGAUCAAGUUUUAUUCGGAGCGAUGUUCUCAUUGUCACGACAUGGCCCCCGCCUGGAGAGAAGCAGCGAUUCAACUGGAAGGAAUCGUCAAGCUUGGAGCAAUCAGCUGUCGAGAUUAUCGAAGAACCUGCAUGAACAUCGGCAUCACCGGCUACCCAACAGUAAUGGUCUUUGAGCAAGGGGCGCAGCGAUACCAAAUUUAUCACGGAGGAAAAUUCGUCAGAAGAGGAAAGAAGUUCACGCUCCCAAAGACCGUCGAGAAUUUCGUGGAUUUUGGCGUCAAAAGCGUUUCCCAUCGAGUCCGAGCGCUGAAUGGAAUCGUUUCUUUGCCCAACUUCAUCAAGAAACCUUGUGUUUAUAUCUUGUCCGACGCUGAUGGCGAAUUUAAUUACCCGAAGAUCCCAUUCGAGUACCAACUUUCCGUCGGUUUUGGUCAGGAUGCUUAUGCUCUCAAAAUCGACUGCACGAAAGAUGUUUUGCCAGAACUCUGCAAGAGGAAAUCGUCGACGGAAGAGAGCAUGUUCGUUUUCCCAGCUGGCGUCAGUCCUGUUGAUUCGGCGGAGAAAGGAGUUGAGCUUGAUGGAUUUAUCGCGAAAGAAGUUAUUUUAAAAACUCUUAGUUUGAUUCAAGUGCCCGAGAUUUUAGACCCAAAAAUCCUCGACAACAUUCACAACGAAAAGAAAAUCAUCGCUCUUGACUUUGGAACAUUCUCUGAAGAGCAAAAACUUGUCCUCAAACGACUGCCCAACUAUUUCGUGAAGAACUCGAACAUUUUCCGAAAGGCCGACCCGUUCGCUAUCGUCGACUGUACUGAUGGACUUAUGAGAGCAUCGUGCUCCAAGAUCUUUGGGAGUAAGACCAAUUUGCUGAUCUUCUCAGGACAUGGAAAAGGCGCGUUUGAAGUCUUCCACGACGACUGGAACCUGAUGAACAUCGGCGAAUUCGCCAAAGAAGUGCUCAAGACUAGAAUGCACACUCCGUCCCUUUCAUCGCUCGAUGAGCUGCUCUCCGAUGGCUCGGAAUGGAUUCUUGAUUUCUCAGCGCCUUGGUGCCCUCCGUGUAAUAACUUUUUACCCCACGUCCGUCACGCUUCAACGAUUCUGGCACAGAAGAACGUUAAAAUUGCCUACAUAGAUUGCGAGACCUAUCCAGGAAUCUGCAACAAGUACGGAAUCAGAAGCUAUCCAACUCUUCAAUUUUACGGAACAGACAAGGCUGGAAAGCAAGUGAAAGAGACAUACAGCGGCGACUACGACUGGCAAGCGCUUGUUGAAUUUUACGAGGAUAUCAAAAACCCCAGUGUCCGAAAACUCGAUGCGAAAAUUUGGCGAGAAGAAAUCAUGCACCGCCCCCACGAGGAAAUUUGGUUCAUUGACUUUGCUGCGAGCUGGUGUCGACCCUGUAAUCGAAUGUUCCCUGAGUUCAAAAGUGCUGCCAAGCAGCUUCAAGGAACGGUUAAAUUUGGCCACGUUGAAUGUCCGGAAAACCAGGAGCUCUGCGAAAGUCUCGGGAUUCGAUCAUAUCCAACGCUGAAAUACCUUGCUCCACGAAAGCAGGGCUCUCCCGUCAACACACCGCAAACGUUCCCAUAUCAGCAAAGAGAUGAAUUCGCAUUUAUUCACUUCUUAUCGUCCGAGCUCAAUCGCUUCUCACCAAUCGCAAAUGCCUCGCCUCAGAAGAAUAUCUUCAACUACAUUCAGAGAGUUCACCAAGAUGGAAGACAUGUUUUGAUCGAUUUUUAUGCCAAUUGGUGCAGGCCUUGUAAACAGUUUGAGCCUUACUAUCAGCUUGCUUCCAUAAAGUACAAGGAGACCGUUUUAUUCGCGAAAGUGGACUGUGCGAGCUCAGCGCAUCUCUGCCGCGGACUCAAUCUCGCGGAGUAUCCAACAUUGAUGUUCUUCCCACACGGCGGAGGCCAGCGAAGUAUCAUCCAGACCGAGUUCGACAUCAAAGACGUCCAGGAUCAGUUAGACCGCGUUCUAGCGAGAGCUCCAAAACUCCCUCCUAAACCCGAUCCUAAAGACGAGCUGUAG
Messenger RNA from Oikopleura dioica, 2439 nucleotides. The record is from the annotation of a GenBank genome assembly. Lineage: Eukaryota; Metazoa; Chordata; Appendicularia; Copelata; Oikopleuridae.